This is a messenger RNA of Cladocopium goreaui, 1089 nucleotides long. The record is from the annotation of a GenBank genome assembly. Lineage: Eukaryota; Dinophyceae; Suessiales; Symbiodiniaceae.
UGCUGGCCUGAAUGAGAGCCGACAGCCGCAAAGCCAUGGCCAGCGAUGAUCCAAAUGUUCGGCGACGAAUAAACGGAAAGAGGCCUCCACCCACCAAUGAUGUCUUACCUUUGCACACCUUGGUCAUCAACUUGGACCGGCGGAAGGAUCGUUGGGAAGGCAUUUCCAAUCGACUGAAGGAGUUCCAGGCGUCUCCUCCACUUCUAAGUGUCCACCGCUUCCAAGCGACUGAUGGCUUGACAGAUGAGGUUCCCCUGGAUGCAGUUGGAAGCUGCUGGAACACGAGCCGCAAUGCAAAGUUCGACGGUCGACAAGGAUACCGUGCCGAUGUGGAGCUUCAGAUGACGCAUGGAGAAAGAGGCUGUGCGAUGUCGCAUGUUCGCGCUUGGCGCACAGUCGCUGGCCGCAUCACGCCAGUCCUCGUCAUGGAGGAUGAUGCGGUACCUACAAAGAGCUUUGGACAGCGCUUGCGUCAGAAGCUACCAGAAGCAGAAGCCCUUGGAGCAGAUGUGCUGUACCUGGGACACAUCCCAGGUGCCCCAUGGAGGCAGAAGAAGAAACCUGGACUUUACGAAGCUGAGUAUCUUUGGACGACGGUUGCCUACGUACUAUGGCCCCAUGGAGCAAAAAAGCUUCUAGAGCUCCUGCCGGUUGAUGAGCCGGUAGACAACUUCAUGGCAUGGCAAAUGGCACAAAGGUUGUGAAGCAGGCCGACUCUGGGCUCUGUCGACAGACCUCACAACUUCUCCCUGGCUACUCCUUGCCUCGCUCGAUCGCCCGAUGUGCGGCUAUAGCGCUACGUGUAACACGCAUAAAACUAAAUGUAGCACUUUAUGUAGCACUUUAUGUGGUGCUUUAUGUAGUGCUGUAUGUAGCACCAGAUGCAGCGAAUGUGUAGUGCGCAGCCAAUUUGUAGCCUUUCUCGCCGUCGAUGUUUGUAGAUGUCUGCAGGAGCUCCCCUGGGAUCAAGCCUCCGAUGUGCCACACUCCGAUGACACUGUGCUUGAAAGCACAGAAAACACGGAAAGCACGGCAAGUGAAAAUGGAUGACCGUUGCGAUGUGAGCACAGUGAGCACAGUAUACCGCAU